Raphanus sativus (radish) is the source of this 1866-nucleotide messenger RNA. RefSeq lists its product as uncharacterized. The transcript is spliced from 2 exons. The record is from RefSeq and is a predicted model, not a curated record. Bases 569 to 1495 code for a protein of 308 amino acids. NCBI's taxonomy places the organism in Eukaryota, Viridiplantae, Streptophyta, Magnoliopsida, Brassicales, Brassicaceae.
GCCACGACGGAGAUAACGACCGGAGUUGCAGAGGGCGAGUCCGGUGCUUCUGGCCAGAACACGAUCUCAACCACCACCGUGAGACAGAUGACGAGCUCUGGCCACGAAGGAAACGCGACGGAGAAGCUUCAAUUCAUGGUGGCUCCGUUUUCAACCACGAAGAAGAAGACUGUGACAUUGACGGUGGCUGAGAAGCUUGGCCGCAAGCGUCACGGUGAGCACGAGGAGGAUAGAGAACGACGAACCAUGGUUUGCAACCUCGAGUUAGAGCGGGUUCGGAGUGGUUUGUUGCAGCGGGGAUGAGACGUCGCUGUGAAACCAACGAGCUCCAGAGCGGCUUAGUGAAACGGGAUGCAUAACCCGCUCGGGAAAUUCUACGUCAAAGAUCACGAGUCUUGCAGCGGUGAAGUGGAGCGACAUGCCAAGGCCGCUGGGAGAAGAAGAGACCAGAUUUCAAUUGGUUAACCGGUUUAUUCCGGUUUAAUCCAUUUGACUCCGGUUUAAUUCAACUGAACCAGCUCGAUUUUCAUUCUUCUAUAAAUAGAUUUAGACCUAAAAACCCUAAGUGAUGGCUUUAAGCUACCAUGAGAAGCCACAAGAAGAGGAAGACACAUUUGAAUAUCACAUUCAAGAUGACUUUGAUGCAAGUAUACUCACACCAGCACAACUUGUGAUGUUAUAUGAGCUUCAGAAGGAGUACCCGGGGUCGGCAAAGACAUCCCUAGCACGAAGGAUCCGGUUGGAGCUUAUUAAGGAUCGAGCAGAGCUUGAAGGAAGGGAAGUUACAAAGUAUGAGUUUAAUGUUGCCUAUGACCUUAAAGAGGUAAUGGAUUGGGCUCCACCACUCCAGCUGGAAGGUAUAGAAAUUUCCAUUUUAGAACUUCAAUUUGAGAAAAUAUGCUUGCCUUGUGGUGAAAACAUUGCCCAUGAUCAUGAUUCUCUUGUGCUCAUCAAUGAAUGUCUUGAUCUGAUAUAUGAAACUAGGAAACUAGAUGAGUUGAGAAUAGAAAAGCUUGCUAGAGAUCAUAUUGAAGUUUGUUUUGACAAGAGCUAUCUAUGUGCUUCAUUUGAUCUCGAAUCUGAGUUUUUGAUUCUUAAUGAACCUAGACCUCUUCUUGCUCUUGCUGAUAUAGGGGAUGAACUUGAUGUGGAUAAGCUCUUGCUUGAGAUAGAAAACCCCCUUGUCAAAAAUAAUCAUGAGAAUGUGAACAUUGUGUUUUAUUCAGUUGAUGGAGAUAGAGUUGACUACUUUGUUAAAACCUCCUUUGAACAUGUAGUUGACUUUGUCUUUCCACCAAAUGCAUUUGAUUCUCAUGACCAUUUGAACCUCAAAGAGCAUCUCAUGAUUCAUGAUACAUCUUUAGUGAAGCUCUUUGAUGAAAAAUCUGUCUAUUUUCUAUGGACAGUAGUGUGCUCCUUUGCGCAUUUGGUUUCUUGUUCUUGUAGGAGAAGGACCAAAGGUGCAUUGGCUCAGCCUUUUGAUACCUAUGAUUAGCAAGCACACAAAGUCAAGCUAGAGACUUAAAACAAGCUCACUUGGGAGGAAGUCCCAUGUUUAUCCAUUGUAUAUAUUUCUUUAUCUUUCUUUCUUUUUAGGUUGUUUAAUAAGUAUGGUUGAGAUUUUCAGGAUGGGUCUAUCUAUAGAUAAGAGAAGUCUUUAUCUCCACUUCAGCCCAUGUCUACCGGUGAAACAAACAUGAGGCCAAGGGUCCUCUACCACCCAAUUCAGCCAAUAACUCCAAGUAUGUGCCACUCCAACUUUGUACAUUUUUAGUUCUCAUAUUUAUUUCUUUCUCUUAGAUCUCUUCUUUGAGCUUACUAUCACACAAGGGACUGUGUGAAGUAAGUUUGGGGGAGAGUCUACUA